Molecule: messenger RNA, 1507 nt
Organism: Lathyrus oleraceus (garden pea)
Lineage: Eukaryota; Viridiplantae; Streptophyta; Magnoliopsida; Fabales; Fabaceae
Product: E3 ubiquitin-protein ligase ATL6
Exons: 1
Coding region: 224-1108 (294 amino acids)
Source: RefSeq, a predicted model, not a curated record
AGGAACAUAAAAGGAGUGUUCACUUCACACUUCACUCUUCACCGUUCAUCCAUUCUUGAAGCUUUUCUCCACUAAACCAAAUCCUUGUUCUUCAAGCAACAAAUGCAACUUCCCUUCUUCUUUCCUCUUCUCUCCUCUCCCCUUUAUAACACUCAUUCCUCUUCUUUUUCCUCAUAUUCCCCUCCUCUCUAAAAACCAAACUCCACUAAACCACACAUCAAACAUGCUUAUGUUUCAUCUCAAAGCAUCUAUGAUUCCCUUCCUCCUCCUUCUAUUCCUCAACCAUGUUGAAUCACAAACAUCCAUGCAACCUCUUCCAACAGACAUUUCUCAUCACAAAUGGGAGCCCUCCUUUGCAAUCACAGUAGGUUCCAUACUUUGUCUACUCCUUUUCUUAGGAAUCAUUUUUUUCUACAUCAGAAACUGUGUUGAAUCACACAUCAUCAUCACAAGAACAAAUCACACCACAGAUUGUCCUUGUUCAUGUUCCCAUGGUAUCAACAAAGAACUCCUCAACACUUUCCCUAUCCUCUUUUACUCAGCAAUCAAGGAUCUUAAAACUGAUAAAGGACCCUUGGAAUGUGCUGUUUGUUUAACAGAUUUCAAAGAAAAUGAUACCUUGAGAUUACUUCCUAAAUGCAACCAUGUUUUUCACCCUCAAUGCAUUGAUUCAUGGCUAGCUUCGCAUGUCACAUGUCCUGUUUGUCGCGCAAAUCUUAACCAAGAUUCUUGUCAGGUUUCUAUCCCAAUUAUCAUCCCAACCCAUUUCAACAAUGACCAAAUGUGUGAAGAAAAUUCUCAAACCGAAACCGAACCCGUACCCGAACCAGAAAUCACUUUCAGUAAUGCUUCCAAUGACCCAAGCCCAAACCAAAUUGGAGAAAGUAUCAAUUUUGGUGACAGUCACGCAUCAAAACCGAAGCUUUUGAGGUCAAAUUCAACUGGUCAUUCUUUGGAUGAACAAGUGAAUUGUGAGGAGAAGUACACACUGAUGUUACCAGAGGAUGUAAGGAGGUACAUUUUGGUUAACCAUGGAAAAAGCUGCCAGCUUUCUAUGAACGGCGAGGCCAAGGUUGAGAAGUGGGUUUGGUGUCCGCGACGUGGUUGAGGAAUUUCAUCGAACAGUUUCUGUGCAACUUCUGAAGACAUCGGUUACUAACCAAAAUAUCUUCUUGAAAUGAAGAAUGGUGAUGCUUAGGUUGAUUCAAUAAAUGGGUCAUUGUUGAAUUUUAAUGGGGUUGUAGAAAUUGGGUGUAAGAACGAUGAAGCAAGAAGAAGAUGAUUGAAAUGGAAGAUGAUUGAGAUGGAAGAUGAGUAAAGUUGUUGUUGAUUGAGUUAACUCGUUUGUCUUUACUUGGGAUGUGUGAAAAUAGUUGCGUAUGAGAUGAGUUAACUCGUUAUUUUAUUUAUUUUUUAAUAUGUUUUUUCUUGUGGAGUUCAAAAGGUGAGAUGAGUAGCAAGUGCCUUUUUUUUCUUUCUCUUUAUUUUAUUGGUUUAUUAGACACCA